CGCGGGGCUGCCGGGCACGCGGGCCCGGGGUCUGCUGUGCGGCGCGCGGCCCGGGCAGCUCCCGCUGCGGACGCCUCAGGCAGUGUCCUUGUCGUCGAAGUCCGGCCUGUCCCGGGGCCGGAAAGUGAUGCUGUCAGCGCUGGGCAUGCUGGCCGCAGGGGGUGCAGGGCUGGCCGUGGCUCUGCAUUCUGCCGUGAGUGCCAGUGACCUGGAGCUGCACCCCCCGAGCUAUCCGUGGUCCCACCGUGGCCUCCUCUCUUCCCUGGACCACACCAGCAUCCGGAGGGGUUUCCAGGUAUAUAAGCAGGUGUGCUCCUCCUGCCACAGCAUGGACUACGUGGCUUAUCGCCACCUGGUGGGCGUGUGCUACACAGAGGAAGAAGCUAAGGCCCUGGCAGAGGAGGUGGAGAUUCAGGAUGGCCCCAAUGAGGAUGGGGAGAUGUUCAUGCGGCCAGGGAAGUUGUCCGACUACUUCCCCAAACCGUACCCCAACCCUGAGGCCGCCCGAGCAGCCAACAGCGGAGCACUGCCCCCUGACCUCAGCUACAUCGUGCGAGCUAGGCAUGGUGGCGAGGACUACGUCUUCUCCCUGCUCACGGGUUACUGUGAUCCACCCACCGGGGUGUCGCUGCGAGAAGGCCUGUACUUCAACCCCUACUUCCCUGGCCAGGCCAUCGCCAUGGCCCCUCCCAUCUACGACGAGGUCUUGGAGUUUGACGAUGGUACCCCAGCUACCAUGUCCCAGGUAGCCAAGGACGUGUGUACCUUCCUGCGCUGGGCAUCUGAGCCAGAGCACGACCAUCGCAAACGCAUGGGGCUCAAGAUGCUGUUGAUGAUGGGCUUGUUGCUGCCCCUGAUCUAUGCCAUGAAGCGGCACAAGUGGUCAGUCCUGAAAAGCCGGAAGAUGGCGUAUCGGCCGCCCAAGUGACCCUAUCCUGUGCCUGCUGCCGUCCUGCCUGAACAGGCCCCCCAGCCAAGGAGCCACUGUGGGCCACUUAAGGCCUCAGCUGGCCCUUCGGCGAAGCCCCUUCCUCUAGGACAAGAGGGGAGGGCAGGGGCAGGAGACCGUGCUCCAGCUCCUUCAGCCUCCAUCAUGGAAAUAAAUUAAGUUUCUCAACAUAC
Messenger RNA from Hipposideros armiger (great roundleaf bat), 1122 nucleotides. It is a transcript of the gene CYC1, whose product is annotated as cytochrome c1. Gene Ontology annotation, cellular component: respiratory chain complex III. NCBI's taxonomy places the organism in Eukaryota, Metazoa, Chordata, Mammalia, Chiroptera, Hipposideridae. The transcript has 7 exons. Gene Ontology annotation, biological process: mitochondrial electron transport, ubiquinol to cytochrome c. The record is from RefSeq and is a predicted model, not a curated record. Gene Ontology annotation, molecular function: heme binding; electron transfer activity. The coding region runs from base 128 to 928 and encodes 266 amino acids.